GGGAGCCUCUAAUGGCUAGGAUUUGUGCGCAGCACGCUCAGAUUGAGGUUACAAAUGAUCUGUUUUUAUAUCCGAGUGUUGGAAAGCUGUGACUUGCAUGUUAAGGACUACAUUCGCCUCUCCAAGAAGUUCUUGCAGCUGCCGUAGAUGCUUGUUGUGGUUAAAGUCAAAGAAGGAUAAUCAUGGUGAUCCUUUCGGACCGUUCCGAUUCGGGGACUUCUUCGCGUCAUGAGAGACCGCUUCAAGUCGGCUUCUACGAAAUCACCAAGACUUUGGGAAAAGGGACCUUUGCCGUGGUAAAGCUGGCAAGGCACAAAGUCACCAAAACUCAGGUUGCCAUAAAGAUUAUAGACAAAACCAGGUUAAACUCUUCGGAUCUGGAGAAGAUCAACAGAGAGGUGCAAAUCAUGAAACUGUUGAACCACCCACAUAUCAUCAAACUCUACCAGGUCAUGGAAACUAAAGAUAUGUUGUACAUGGUGACAGAGUAUGCACAAAAUGGUGAAAUGUUUGACUAUUUGUCGUCUGUUGGCCGCCUUACGGAGGGGGAGGCUCGUAGAAAGUUCUGGCAGAUUGUGAAUGCUGUUGACUACUGCCACCAACACCACAUCAUCCACCGGGACCUGAAGGCUGAGAAUCUCCUACUGGAUGCCAAUAUGAACAUCAAAUUGGCAGACUUUGGCUUUGGCAACUUUUACAAGCCAGGAGAAACCCUGUCCACAUGGUGUGGUAGCCCCCCAUAUGCAGCACCAGAGGUCUUUGAGGGGAAAGCCUAUGAGGGCCCAAAAUUGGACAUUUGGAGCCUUGGAGUAGUUUUAUAUGUGCUGGUCUGUGGAACUUUGCCUUUUGAUGGUGACAACCUCUAUCUCCUCCGGCAAAGGGUUACUAAGGGACGUUUCAGAGUACCUUUCUUCAUGUCACAAGAAUGCGAGAGCUUAAUCCGGAGGAUGUUGGCUGUUAACCCAGCAAAGCGCAUCAGCAUGGCGCAGAUCAAGCAGCAUCGCUGGAUGGUGGCCGAUCCAGCUGCGGCGGCCGCCUGCCAAGCGGUCUCCUGUGCCCCUCCUCCAGACAGUGCUCCCGGCCUGGGUGGCUACUGCGAGAACAUACUGGGCAUCAUGCAGACACUGGGCAUCGACAGACAGCGCACUAUAGAGUCCCUUCAGAGCGGCAGCUACAAUCACUUUUCUGCAAUCUAUUGCCUCCUACUGGAGCGGGUGAGGCAGCACCUCUCCCAGCAGGUGAAGAGUGCACACCAGGCUUCCCCGGGCCCCUCGCUGGCAGACUCAUUCCCCCAAGGAGAGGUCACCCUGAGCGGACACCUUCUUCAAUCACAGCCCCCUUCCACAGACAACCAGCUGAAGACAAGAAUCAGUGGCAAGGAAGAACCGCCCGGAACACUCCAGUCAGAGGGCCAUGACGAGAAGGAAGAGCAGACACAGCUUGUGUCAACUCUGGAUUCAACCACGAAUGGCGAUCAGGAGCCCACUAAGACACGUGACAAACUAUCCGUUCGCAGCAAGCUACCACGUAUAGUGGUGCAUCUGGUGAGCGAUGACCCUCCGGACGGAGACAGUGCCCAUGAGGCGCGGGCAUCCUCCACUGGCUCUUUGGUUGGCAUCCCCCUCUCCCCCUCCACAGGAGCUAUGUGCAGACUCACCGUGGCUGAUGCCCUCUUGCCCCAUCAGAGGACACUGAGCCAGUGGUCCAGAACAGGGAUGGCUGAGCAGGACAGACUGACCGUGCCCAGCUUCAAUGAGGGUAGACGAGCUUCAGAUACAUCACUGUCGCCAGGUGCUGUGGCCCAGAGGAGUCUCAAAGCUUCCCGGCAGCCACAGAGGAGCCACACUCGUGCCAAGAGAUACCUGGGAUUGAUGCGUUGCCGAGACGCGCCCCGCUCCUCUGCGGCAUGGCCCACGGCCAGGCACUCUGGUCCGACUCCUUCUCCAACCCUCUCCUGGGAGUUAGGGCCUUGUCACCAGGAGGACACCCUGGAACUGCACAGAAGUCUCCAGAUGGCCCAGCCACAGUUUCAACAGAUGUCGCCGCUUCAUGCUUCAUCUUCCCAAAGCUCCCAAAACCAGCCACUCCAUGGACCUCUGUUCCUACCGGCUCUCUCUGCCCAAGGCCCUCUCUCCCCACCCCCGUAUAUUCAACCGUCCGCCCGUCACGAUCAAACACCACUCCGUCGUCCAGACCCUGACUUGCAGCUCCCUCCAAGCAGAGACUCUUGUUUCUCCUUCUGCUCCUCACCUUCAUCUGCAUCCUCAUCUUCCUCCUCAGCCAGCGUGGUCUCGACUGCUGCUCUGCUGGAGACCAAGCUGCAGAUCAGUCCACUGCCCCAGACACACCGUCCCUCAGGCACAGCAUUGGUCUCCUCAGGGUUGGACUUCACACCUUCAACAGUGAGGCAGUCAAUCAGUGGGUUAAUAAAUGGGUGA
Messenger RNA from Sardina pilchardus (European sardine), 2438 nucleotides. RefSeq names its product putative serine/threonine-protein kinase SIK1B. Bases 183 to 2438 code for a protein of 751 amino acids. Gene Ontology annotation, molecular function: ATP binding; protein serine/threonine kinase activity. NCBI's taxonomy places the organism in Eukaryota, Metazoa, Chordata, Actinopteri, Clupeiformes, Clupeidae. Gene Ontology annotation, cellular component: cytoplasm. The transcript has 12 exons. The record is from RefSeq and is a predicted model, not a curated record. Gene Ontology annotation, biological process: intracellular signal transduction; protein phosphorylation.